This is a messenger RNA of Culex quinquefasciatus (southern house mosquito), 1734 nucleotides long. RefSeq lists its product as uncharacterized. The transcript has 2 exons. The record is from RefSeq and is a predicted model, not a curated record. The coding region runs from base 48 to 404 and encodes 118 amino acids. Lineage: Eukaryota; Metazoa; Arthropoda; Insecta; Diptera; Culicidae.
CUACUGUCACUAUUGUAUCAGCAAAGUUAUCGACUCAGCUCCUCGUCAUGAAGUUUCUCCUGGCCAGUGCCACUCUGUUGGCCACCUUCGCCGUGCUCAUCCUCGCCGACAGCAACCAGUGGGGCCGUCGAGUUUCCGGCGACCGUCUGCUGAACCGAACCACGGUCGUGAAUAAUUCCCUCCCGGUUCCGAUCAAGACCGCCGUCGUCCAGUACCUGCCACCGCCCGGCGUCCGACCACCGAACGUGACCUACAUCGUGGCCAGGGAUAACGUGAAAAAUCCGGGCCAGGGCGGUUUGGCCGCGCUCAUCUCGGGCGGGAUCAACCAAACCCAUGCCACGGUUAAGCUGAGCUCCCGGCCCAGCUUGGGUUUCAACUUUACGGUGGAGAUUUACGGCCGGUAGGGAUUGACAGACUGGGAUGGAGUGGAGUUGAAGAGAAAAGUUUUGCAAUAGUUUGUGGAAGAGUUCGAAGUUGGGAUAAAUUCCCAAGUAACAAUUUAAGUUUUAAAACGAUCUAGAAGAGAUUAUUAAGAGUCGUUGGCCAAAAAUGGUUAUAAAACAUUUUAGUCCUACAUGCUGUAUUAAACACGAGUUAAAGCUGAGGUAAGUGCAAAGUGGACUAUUUUAGGAGGUUAUGAAGAUCAAUUUUCAAGGAUGUUUUAAAACGAUAUAAUCUAGCAGAUAAGUUUUAGCAAUGUCUUCAAAGACUCUUGCUGAAUUAAAUAAAUCUUGUGUAAAUGAUAAAUGGUUUUGGAGUAUCCUGGAAGACUUCUUAGCAACUGAAAUAAAUCAAGAUAUAAAUGGAACAGCUCUUGAAGAAAACCAAACGUGCCUUAACUAGAUCUUAUUGAAUUCAAAAAUAUUAUCAUCAAAACCAUUCUGUCUUAUAGUGUACCCUACUUGAUAAACAAGUAUUAGAAAAUUGUACAAGACAAAAAUUUACAAGAAAAAUGCUAUAUUGAAAAAUAAAACAUGCAUAAUUUAGUGAACAUAUCCAAAAAGUUCAUGCCAUUAAAAAAUUAUCGAAUAAUUUUUCAAGAUGCCUCGAAAAAAUACUGCUCGCCUUGUUGAAUCUAUAAUUAACCUACAAGAUUUUCAUGCCAAAAUACGUUUAAUUUCUGAUAUCUCUCAAAUAUUCAACAUGGCUGCGAUUUUUUGCCCAAUUUCUUGCCUCUCAAUAUGGCGAAAAUCGUUAAACCAUUCUUUUCUUGAUUAAAACCAUGUUAAAUGUAAUUAUUCUAAGCAUGCUCUUGGUCGGGACUUCUGAAGAACUGUAGGACUUGUGAAAUACUUGAUAUUGCUUUAACCAAGGCUAAAUCACACAUUGCACUGGCCGUAGCGCAUGCUUGUAUCGAUGGUGGAAAAUAGAUCCGGGUAGUGAAAAUUUCUGGACCAACACGGGAAAAGGGUGGACAAAAAUUUCGACUGUGUAGCUAAUUUUCAGGUUCACAUUACUCGGACAUUCAAACAACAGCAAUCCUCUCCAGCUUUCUUCCGCAAAGGGGAUUUAGAUGAGUAGUUACCUGUUGUCUAAGAGCUUUAAUAAUAAUUGUUCCAAAUUUGCAUGCGCCCUUUUUGAUUGUUGCUGUAGAUUUGAUCAUAAUUUUCUCUCUAAAUAAAUAAAGACAAUAAUAGCUCUGUUUUUUAUUCAUAUAACAUUAACAAUACUGCGGAAAAACAUACUACAUGACAAAACGUAUUCCAAAGUGUCAAUUAUUUGGUUUGGCUUUAU